Messenger RNA from Erpetoichthys calabaricus (reedfish), 4298 nucleotides. RefSeq names its product integrin, alpha V (gene itgav). The record is from RefSeq and is a predicted model, not a curated record. Gene Ontology annotation, biological process: cell-cell adhesion; cell adhesion mediated by integrin; integrin-mediated signaling pathway. Gene Ontology annotation, cellular component: external side of plasma membrane; integrin complex. The transcript has 30 exons. NCBI's taxonomy places the organism in Eukaryota, Metazoa, Chordata, Cladistia, Polypteriformes, Polypteridae. Bases 400 to 3579 code for a protein of 1059 amino acids. Gene Ontology annotation, molecular function: integrin binding.
CUCUCUCUCUCUCUCGUCUUCGGCUCCUUCUCUUCGGAAUGCGAGUUUGUUUUGCCGAGUCUGGCGCGUCCACCGCACAGACAGAGCCGGAGAGAGAGAGAGAGAGAGUGUGUGUGAGAGACGCGCUCGUGCUCGUACAAGCGACAGGACGGGGUGACAAGAGUGACGGACGGCGGCCGAGCGAGCUAUGUAAAUAAGGCGGCAGCUGCGGUUUAUCUGUCUGGCAGAAAGUAUUAAUCAUAGAUGAGCGUCGAGGCGUGAAACCCUUGUUGCUUCAUUCGCAGAGCCAGAGCGAGAGACGCGACGCUCCCAAAUCUCUCCGCACACACACACACAGCCAGCCAGUCAGUCAGAGGAACAGACAGACUUCGUAACCCUGAGCCUUAUCGACUGUGCGUGAUGGACCGCUGUGGCCGCCGCCGUAGCUGUUGCUACCAUCGCCGCGUCUUCUUUGUCCCGGCCCCGGCACUGGCACUAGCAUUGGCACUGUGGUUGUGCUUGUCUUCCGCGGCCGCCUUCAAUCUGGACACGGACAACCCCUUCGUCUAUUCGGGACCCCAGGGCAGCUACUUCGGCUACUCGGUGGACUUUUACAAACCCGACCAGACCCAGUUAAACGUUUUAAUUGGAGCCCCAAAGGCCAACGUGUCCUUGCCGAGAGUCGAGGAGAGGGGAGCUGUGUACAGCUGUCCAUGGAAGACCAGCAAUGCCUGCGAACAAGUGGCCUUCGACAAUUCAGAUGAGCGUUACAAUCAAUCGGGAGACCAGAUGGAGUUUAAAGACAAGCAGUGGUUUGGCGCCACAGUGAAGGCGAAAGGAAAUCAGAUUCUGGCCUGUGCCCCCUUGUACCAAUGGCGAACAUUUGGGUCACCUGAACGAGAACCCGUGGGCACUUGCUUCCUCAAGCAAGGAAAUAUCAUUGCUGAAUAUUCUCCGUGCCGAACAGCUUCAAAUAAACCAGAAGGCCAAGGCUUUUGUCAAGCAGGCUUCAGCAUUAACUUUGUCCAGGAGAACAGAGUUCUUGUUGGAGGGCCUGGUAGUUUUUACUGGCAAGGUCAAUUAAUCUCUGAUUUGAUAUCUCAGAUUAUGACUAAAUAUAAUUCAGCAAAUUUUUAUACACCAUAUAAGGAUCAGCUUGCAAGCAAGGUGGCCAGUGGUGACUUUGACGACAGUUACUUGGGCUAUUCUGUGGCUGUUGGAGAUUUUAAUAGUGAUGGCAUUGAUGACUUCGUGACUGGUGUUCCCCGAGGAGCCCGUGCCCUGGGAUAUGCGACAAUUUUCAAUGGCAAGAAUAUGGAGUCCAUGUUUAACUUCACAGGAGAACAGAUGGCUGCCUACUUUGGUCAUUCGGUGGCAGUUACUGAUAUUAACAAUGAUGGUCUUGUAGAUCUCUUGAGUGGGGCACCACUUUUUAUGGACCGUGGAUCUGAUGGCAAACUCCGAGAAGUUGGACAGGUGUAUGUUUAUCUUCGGGAGGGUCCGACCUCCUUCCAAAAGGCAAACAAAUUGACUGGCACAGAAAUUUAUGCAAGAUUUGGAAGCUCUAUAGCACCACUGGGAGAUCUUGACCUUGACGGCUAUAACGAUGUGGCUGUCGCUGCCCCUUAUGGAGGCUCCAAAAAUAACGGCCUUGUGUACAUUUACAACGGAAGAGUUUCAGGGCUGAGCUUGACACCAUCCCAGAUCUUAGAAGGCAAGUGGGCAUCCUCCACCAUGCCACCUAGCUUUGGAUACUCUUUGAAUGGUGGCACGGAUAUCGAUCUGAAUGGGUACCCAGAUCUGAUUGUUGGAGUUUUUGGUGCUGAUAAAGCUGUGCUCUACCGGGCUAGACCCGUUAUCAACGUGAAUGCCACCUUGGAUAUCACACCUUCGGUCGUCAACCCGGAUGACAAACAGUGCAAACUGCCGGGCACAUCUGCUGCAGUUUCAUGCUUCAAGGUCAAAUUCUGCUUAAAGGCAAGUGGAAGAGGAGCCCCUUCAAAACUGGACUUCAAGGUGGAGCUACUGUUGGAUAAACUGAAGCAGAAAGGAGCUAUAAAAAGAGUGCUGUUUUUGCACAGCAAAUCUGCAUCCCACUUAAAAAAUAUGACUGUUUCCAAUGGGAUGUCACCAGCUUGUGAAGAACUAGAUGCCUAUUUACGUGAUGAAUCCGAAUUCAGAGAUAAAAUUACCCCCAUAACCGUUUUCAUGGAAUAUAUUUUGGACUCUACCACAGCAGCAGACAAGACUGGCCUAACGCCCAUUCCUGACCAGUUUACUCCUGCUAACAUAACCAGGCAGGCCCACAUUUUAUUGGACUGUGGAGACGAUAAUAUCUGCAAACCUGAUCUCAACCUGGCUGUCAAAAGUGAUCAGACGCAGAUGUACAUAGGAGAUGACAAUCCGCUGACUCUUGAAGUUACUGCAGAGAACAAAGGCGAGGGGGCCUAUGAAGCUGAGCUGUUUGUCUUUAUGCCACCGCAGGCUGACUUCAUUGGGGUGGUUCGGAACAGUGAGAAGCUGGCCAAGCUUUCAUGUGCCUACAAAACGGAGAACAACACCCGCAUGGUUGUCUGCGACCUUGGAAAUCCAAUGAAAGGAGGAACAAGCCUUGUUGCUGGUCUGCGCUUUAGUGUACAUCAGUUGUCGGAGCAGGACACUUCAGUGAAAUUUGAUUUACAGAUUCAAAGCUCAAACCUGUUCAAUAAGUCAAGCCCCAUUGUUUCUAGCGUGACUGCACUUGCGGUAUUAGCCAAAGUUGAAAUCAGAGGCGUUUCAACACCUGACCAGCUCUUUCUUCCAAUUGCCAACUGGCACCCCAAAGAGAAUCCUGUCCUGGAAGACGACAUAGGACCUCUUGUACAGCAUAUCUAUGAGCUACGGAAUAACGGUCCCAGCACCUUCAGCAAAGCAAUUCUAGAGCUUGAAUGGCCCUACAAAUAUAAGAAUGAUUCUCGGCUCUACAUCAUUCAGUACGACAUUGAAGGAUACAUGAACUGCAGCACGGAUAUGGAAAUCAACCCUCUGAAUGUCACUAUGCCAAAAAUGACAGAAAAAAAUGACACUAAACGAGACGAUUCCCGAGAUGAUGGCAGAACACGUAACCAUGUUAACCGACGGGACCUCAGGAACAUUGAAGGGGAGCUGGAAACACUGGGCUGUGGCAAGGCUGAGUGCCUGAAAAUCAAAUGUCAGGUUGGGCGCCUGGAAAGGGGAAAGAGUGCAAUCUUGUACAUCAGAUCAAGAUUGUGGGCUGCAACCUUCUUAAAAAGUGAGAACCAAAACCAUUCGUACUCCUUGAAGUCUUCAGCAUCAUUCCAGGUCAUAGAAAUGCCUUAUAAGAACCUGACGUACGAAAAUCCAUCCAAUGUCACACUGGUUAGCACGUCCAUCAUAUGGGUCAAGCAGGAGUCUUCACAGCCCGUCCCUGGCUGGGUCAUUGCACUGGCAGUACUGGCAGGGCUCCUGCUCUUAGCCCUGCUCAUCUUUGUGAUGUAUAAGUUUGGCUUCUUUAAGCGCGUCCGGCCGCCUCAUAAAGAUGGCACAGAAAAAGAACAAUUGCAGCCUCAGGAAAACGGCGAUGGCAUCACAGAGGCCUAAGUGAGUGGACUGGCCCUGCCGCCUGAGCUGCGCUAGUGGUCACUGCCACACAGGUCGGACUCUUCUCACUCCUAAUAACCACUCCAGAUGAUGCACUAACUGCUAACCAACCAAUCAACCAGAGAAUCGUGGCACACGCUCAGAGCUGCCAUCACUGGGCAUGUUUUAACCAUCUCAUCUGAAAAUAACACGUGUUGAUGAAAUUCUUAUUUUCUCCUUUCCAAAGACAAUACCUACUCAAGUCCCUAUGCUAGUUGUUUAUGGUAGCAAACUUUAGAGACGCCAGUCAUGCCAGCAUUUCUACUGUGGGAUUUUGUUUUCUCUUCAGGAUAUCCUGCUGAUGAGGUCAGUUGCUUGGCACAGGACAUGAAGAUAAAAGUCUUUUUUUUUUUUUUUUUGUUUAAUCUAUGAGACAUCAAGACUAAGGAAAAAAGAUCCUAAGGAUGGUUUGUUUUAUGAAUCUCUCAGCCGGCGCCUCUUCUUUCUCCAGCACACAAACUAGAGAAAAAAAAAAAAGACCAAAAUGCCAAAUGGCCGCCUUUAAAUGAGAGCUGAGUAGAAAUUAGUGAAUUGUCUGAAACAAAAUAAAAAUGAAUUACUGGUGUUACACUUGAGCAGAACAUUUGCAGCAAACAUUUGAAAACAUCAAUGGCGUGGACUCUGGUGUUUGCAGAGACUGAUUAGCCCAUCGAAUCUUCCUAUUACGACUGCUCUUUGUC